UCAAGUUCAACUGUAACUCAAAAUUCCUCUCUCUCAUGUUUUCUUCAAGCCCUCUUUUUGCAUUCCGAAGCUUCCCUACGUCAGCAACCGUCAUUUCCCGCCAUCACCUUCCAACGACCUUAACUGCCUUUAACCUUCUUCUUCCCAUCUCCAAACCCUCAUUCUCCAACAAACUCCAUCUCUCUCAUCCGCUCAUCUCCAUCCCUCCCUUAUUUCCAAUCAAUAAACGUCGACAGCUGCAACCAAUAUCCCAAUUCAACGUCGCAUCCCCACGCUCAUCUCUCCCCAUGAUCAAUGGGGAAUGUGGGCCACUCUUCUCUCCAUCGCCACUUUCGGCAUCUGGUCUGAGACGACAAAGAUAGGGAGCACAUUGAGUGGGGCUAUAGUGAGCAUUCUGGUGGGGUUCGCUGCGAGUAAUCUUGGGAUCAUUCCUUAUGAAGCUCCGGCUUAUUCGGUUGUCAUGGAGUACCUGCUGCCCAUGGUCAUCCCGUUGCUGCUCUUCAAAGCGGAUUUGCGCCUCAUCUUGCAGUCAACAGGGACGUUGUUCUUGGCAUUCUUGCUUGGAUCAGGUUACUUCCAUUUCACUAUUUCUGUCUUUCCCUUCAUCUUGAUUCAUCUACAAAGCUUUAGUUUCAACCCUUUGGGGAUCAUUUGGAUGCCUGUAAGUUUUUGUAAGUGACUUACAUAUGCUAGCUGUUUGAAUAUAAGUUGUACUUCACUUGCAAGUAAAUAGUUUUUGUGCUUGGGUAACUUGUAAGUCAAUUAAAGGUACAAAGCUCACCAAACA
Molecule: messenger RNA, 787 nt
Organism: Magnolia sinica
Lineage: Eukaryota; Viridiplantae; Streptophyta; Magnoliopsida; Magnoliales; Magnoliaceae
Exons: 2
Coding region: 302-679 (125 amino acids)
Source: RefSeq, a predicted model, not a curated record